Lycium ferocissimum is the source of this 2752-nucleotide messenger RNA. Its product is annotated as extensin-2-like. Gene Ontology annotation, biological process: plant-type cell wall organization. The coding region runs from base 113 to 2752 and encodes 879 amino acids. Gene Ontology annotation, molecular function: structural constituent of cell wall. The transcript has 2 exons. The record is from RefSeq and is a predicted model, not a curated record. Lineage: Eukaryota; Viridiplantae; Streptophyta; Magnoliopsida; Solanales; Solanaceae.
UAAAAUCAUCACUUCUCAACUAAAACAAUAAAGCCUUUCUCCUAUUUUUUCAAGUUUUUGGAGAUUUUUGUAGCCACAUUUAGGGGGCUGGUGGUGGUGUUUUCCGGUGAACAUGAAGUUCAACGAUGGCGGCCCAGCUAGGGGUCGUCAUUUGCCACAAAUCUUAGUGGCAUUGGCCAUAUUGGCUGUUGUUAAUGUAGUGUCGGCUGACCCCUAUGUAUAUUCUUCUCCACCACCUCCAUCAUAUGAAUACAAGUCACCACCACCUCCUUCUCCUUCUCCGCCGCCACCUUAUGUGUACAAAUCUCCACCUCCUCCAUCACCCUCUCCCCCGCCACCAUAUGUCUAUAAAUCACCACCUCCUCCUUCGCCCUCUCCACCUCCACCAUAUGUGUAUACGUCUCCACCUCCUCCAUCACCUUCACCUCCGCCACCUUAUGUGUACAAAUCACCACCUCCUCCUUCGCCAUCUCCACCACCACCAUAUGUAUAUAAGUCCCCACCACCUGCAACACCAUCUCCACCACCACCAUAUGUAUAUAAGUCUCCACCACCUCCAUCACCAUCUCCUCCACCACCUUACUACUACAAAUCACCUCCUCCACCGUCACCUUCACCUCCUCCACCAUAUUACUACAAGUCUCCACCUCCCCCGUCACCAUCACCUCCUCCACCAUACUACUACAAGUCCCCACCUCCACCUUCGCCGUCACCUCCACCACCCUACUAUUACAAAUCUCCACCACCAACUUCACCGUCUCCACCCCCACCUUAUUAUUAUAAAUCUCCACCACUACCUUCACCAUCACCACCUCCACCAUACUACUACAAAUCUCCACCACCUCCUUCGCUUUCUCCUCCACCACCUUACUAUUACAAAUCUCCUCCACCACCAUCACCUUCACCUCCACCACCCUAUUACUACAAAUCUCCACCUCCCCCUAAGUCUUCACCACCCCCACCUUACUACUACAACUCUCCGCCCCCACCCAAGAAGUCACCUCCUCCACCAUAUUAUUACUCCUCCCCACCACCACCAAAGAAAUCACCUCCUCCACCAUAUCACUACACUUCUCCACCACCACCAGCUAAGUCACCUCCUCCGCCAUACUACUACAGCUCUCCUCCCCCACCAAAGAAAUCGCCUCCUCCACCAUAUCACUACACUUCUCCACCACCACCAGCUAAGUCACCUCCUCCGCCAUACUACUACAGCUCUCCUCCACCACCCAAGAAAUCACCUCCUCCACCAUACUACUACACUUCCCCACCACCACCUAUUCACUAUUAUCCUCCACAUCAUCAUUUUGUGGUCAAGGUUGUGGGAAAAGUUUACUGUUUUAGAUGCUAUGAUAAGAUGUUCCCAGAAAAGUCUCACGCUAAGAAGCAUCUCAAAGGUGCUGUUGUUGAGGUGACUUGUAAGGCUGGCGACAAGAAAAUUGUGAGUUACGGUACCACUAAGAUCAACGGAAAAUUCAGUGUCACUGUUAAAGGAUUUGAAUAUCGCAAAUAUGGAGCAAAGGCUUGCAAGGCUAAACUCCACAAUGCUCCAGAGGAUUCAAAGUGUGACAUUCCUACAGAUCUUCAUUGGGGAAUUAAGGGUGCUAACCUUAGAGUGAAGUCAAAGAAUCGUUACGAAGUUGUACUCUAUGCAAAACCGUUUGCUUAUGGCUCUAAGAUUUCUUAUGCGAAAUGCACAAAGCCCAAACAUACACCUGCUCCAUACUAUUAUAAAUCUCCACCACCUCCGUCACCGACUUAUGUUUAUAAGUCACCACCUCCCCCAUCCCCGACAUACGUUUACAAAUCUCCACAACCACCUACCUAUUAUUAUAAGUCUCCGCCACCACCGACUAAGUCUCCAUCACCUGCUUACUAUUACAAGUCUCCACCCCCACCAUCACCAAAACCUUCACCUGUAUAUUAUUAUAAAUCACCACCACCCCCGUCACCUUCGCCUCCACCUCCUUACUACUACAAAUCUCCACCACCACCAACUAAGUCUCCACCACCUCCUUAUCACUACACGUCUCCACCUCCACCAUCACCAAAACCUACACCUGUAUACUAUUAUAAAUCACCACCUCCUCCGUCACCAUCGCCUCGACCUCCUUACUAUUAUAAAUCUCCUCCCCCACCAUCCCCAUCACCACCCCCACCUUAUUAUUACAAGUCUCCACCACCACCAUCACCCUCUCCCCCACCUCCCUACUACUACAAGUCUCCACCACCACCAUCGCCAUCUCCUCCACCACCUUACUACUACAAGUCUCCACCACCACCUUCGCCAUCACCACCACCACCUUACUACUACAAGUCUCCUCCACCACCAUCACCAUCUCCUCCACCUCCAUACUACUACAAGUCUCCUCCACCACCAACUCCCACUUAUGUCGUCCACCACCUACCUCUUAUGUCUACUCCACCACCACCUCCACCAACCCCUACAUACACUACAAAUCUCCACCACCACCUUCACCAACCACCACCACCUUACUCUACAAGUCUCCUCCACCACCCACCAUCUCCUCCACCCUCCAUACUACUACAACCUCCUCCACCAUCUCCUCCUUACAUCUACAAAUCACCACCACCACCAAUCCCUACAUAUGUACUACUACAAGUCUCCUCCACCACCACCACCAUCUCCACCUAUGUUUACAAAUCACCUCCUCCUCCAACACACACUCCUCCACCAUACUACUACCAUUCUCCACCACCACCAUCGCCAUCUCCUCCACCUCCAUAUUAG